Salvia hispanica is the source of this 4633-nucleotide messenger RNA. The record is from RefSeq and is a predicted model, not a curated record. NCBI's taxonomy places the organism in Eukaryota, Viridiplantae, Streptophyta, Magnoliopsida, Lamiales, Lamiaceae.
AUGGCCGAUCACUCGCUCGAGGCCGAGAAUUCCCCGGCCUUCCGCCGCGGGAGGCGGAGGCACACUACCCCGGUGAGGUCCGAGUACGUCUCCACCUCCUCAUUCUCGACCUCGAGCUCCUACGUCUUCCCCCACCUAGGGGGGGCCGGGAGGGCGACCCCGGCCUCCCCCUUUGCCACGGACGGCGACAGGUCGUGGCAGGGGGAGCUCUCGUGGCAGUUCGAGCCCUCGGGCUGGCAAGAGAAUCGGGGCCUCGGUGCUGCUGCGUUCGGCCCCUGGGCCACGAGCUCGUCUGCUACUCCGCGUAGCAGGAUCUUCAGAAGAUCGGCUAACGACUACUUUAUGUCGCGUACUUAUGGUGGGAUCCCGAGUCGUGACUUCUCGGGAUCCGGAUAUGAUCUUACGCCGCAGGCCCGGCCGCAGAGGCUGGAGCUGCAGAGUUACGUUGGGCCGGCCCAGGCCGGCCCAAUGGUGACAAUUAAUGAAGGGAGUGGGAGAAGUUUAGAGGAUGAGACCGCGAGUCUUGACCAGUUGCCUGGCGACAUGGACCGCCAGAUGCGCCUGAUCAAGACGUACCGCGAUCUCAACCACAAACACGAACGCGAACAGGACCAGCGAUGGUUCUCUGUUUCCCAUGCUUACAUGGACAGGAAUGAUCAUGAUCAUGACCAUGAUCAUCGCGGUCAUGAACAUGAUCAUGAUCAUCAUAAAGUUGGGAGAGGUGACUUGGAAGGCGGCGGGGGCCACUCCAUGCCAGUUGUCGUUGAUUAUCACGACGAGGGUGAGGGUGAGGAUGAGGACGAAGAGGAUGAGGCUGUGGCGCGGAGAUCGGUUGGGCUGUUUGGUUUGUUUAGGUACGCGAUGGUGCUCGAUUUUGUGUUGAUAUUGUUUGGAAGUUUGGGAGCUUUCAUCAAUGGAGGAUCUUUGCCUUUUUAUUCUUUGCUUUUUGGGAAAUUUGUGAACAAGCUUGCCCUUGGAGGAUCUGAUAAGGAUAAGAUGAUGGACGAAGUGGACACUAUAUGUCUAUAUAUGACUGGACUUGCAGCCAUUGUUAUGGUGGGAGCUUACUUAGAGAUCGCGUGCUGGAGGCUGGUUGGCGAGAGAUCAGCCCACCGGAUCAGAACCGAGUAUCUGAGAGCCGUCCUAAGGCAGAACGUGGCGUUUUUCGACACAGAGAUAACCACAAGCGACAUAAUGCACGGAAUCUCUAGUGAUGUUGCACAAAUUCAAGAAGUCAUGUCCGAAAAGAUGGCGCAUUUUGUGCAUCACGUUUUCACCUUCUUUUGUGGAUAUGCCGUUGGAUUCAAGAGCUCGUGGAAGGUGUCUCUAGCCGUUUUCGCAGUGACGCCGUUAACUAUGUUUUGUGGCAUCGCGUAUAAGGCCAUCUACGGCGGCUUAACGGCCAAAGAAGAGGGUUCGUACAGAAAGGCCGGGAGCAUAGCGGAACAAGCCAUAAGCUCAAUCAGAACAGUGAUUUCCUUCGCAGCAGAGGAAAUUUUGGCGGGAAAAUACAGCGAGCUUCUCGAGAGGUCGGUGCCUCUCGGGGCGAAGCUCGGGUUCGCGAAGGGGGCCGGGAUGGGGGUGAUUUAUCUCGUCACGUAUGCCACUUGGGCUCUUGCCUUUUGGUACGGCUCCAUUUUAGUUGUAAAUGGCGAUCUCUCCGGUGGCUCCGCCAUUGCCUGUUUUUUCGGUGUCAACGUCGGCGGAAGAGGCCUAGCAUUGGCCUUAUCUUACUUUGCGCAGUUCUCGCAAGGAACCGUGGCCGCGAGCAGAGUGUUCGAAGUGAUAGAGAGAGUUCCCGAGAUCGAUCCUUAUAGCUCCGAGGGGAGGAAGCCGUCGAGCAUGCGUGGUAGGAUCGAGUUCAGAGGAGUCUCCUUCGCUUAUCCAUCGCGCCCCACCGUCCCGAUUCUUCAAGCUCUGGAUCUCGUCAUCCCGCCUUCGAAGACUCUAGCACUCGUCGGAGCGAGUGGUGGCGGGAAAUCGACCGUUUUUGCUCUUAUAGAGAGGUUCUAUGAUCCAACACAAGGAUUUAUCAACAUCGACGGCUACGAUUUGAGGACUCUGCAGGUGAAGUGGCUGAGGAAUCAGAUAGGCAUGGUGGGCCAAGAGCCGGUUCUCUUCGCAACCACAAUCCUCGAAAAUGUGAUGAUCGGAAAAGAGAACGCAACCAAGAAAGAGGCCGUGGCCGCCUGCGUCGCGGCCAACGCGCACUCCUUCAUCUCCGGCCUGCCCCAGGGCUACGACACCGAGGUCGGGGACCGCGGGACGCAGCUCUCGGGCGGCCAGAAGCAGCGCAUAGCGCUGGCCCGCGCCAUGAUCAAGGAUCCGCGGAUCCUGCUCCUGGACGAGGCGACGAGCGCGCUGGACGCGGAGUCGGAGGCGGUGGUCCAGAAGGCCAUCGACAAGAUCUCGGGCGGGAGGACCACCGUGAUCAUCGCUCACAGGCUGGCCACGGUCAGGAACGCCCACACGAUCGUGGUGAUCGACCGUGGCACGGCCGUGGAGAGCGGUGAUCACGGGGGGCUGAUGGAGAAGGGAGGCGCGUAUUUUGAUCUCGUCAAGCUGGCGUCCCACGGGCGGGCCGGGGAGGCUAAGGGUGUGGAUGUGGCGGAGGCGGAGAGGCCGGUUUGGGGUGGAGAGAUGAGCAAUGUGGAGAAAUCUAUGAAUGUGGAGAUGGGAAAUGAAGAGAGGGAGGAUAGUUAUAGGUUAGGGGAGGUUUGGAGUUUGCAAAGGCCAGAAGGAGGUGUGUUGAUUCUUGGUUUGGUUUUAGGUAUGUUUGCAGGGGCAAUUUUGUCUAUUUUUCCAUUUAUUUUGGGUGAGGCUCUUAGGGUUUACUUUGAUGAUGUGGAUGAUUUGAAAGAGGAGAUUAAUAGGCUAUGUUUGGUGUUGCUUGGUUUGGGAUUUGGGUGCAUCUUGACCAUGAUUGGGCAGCAGGGGUUCUGCGGCUGGGCCGGGACGAGGCUGACUAGGCGCGUCCGGGACUCGUUGUUCCGGGCGAUGCUGAGGCAAGAGCCCGGUUGGUUCGACGCACCCGAGAAUUCCGGUGGGAUUCUUGUGUCAAAGUUGUCUAUUGAUUGUGUUAGCUUCAGAUCAGUUCUUGGUGACAGAAUCUCUGUUUUGUUGAUGGGCCUGAGCUCGGCCGGGGUCGGGCUAGGGAUCUCGGCCCGUCUGGAGUGGCGGCUGGCGCUCAUGGCGCUGGCCGUCACUCCCCUGACGCUCGGGGCGAGCUACUUGAAUCUGAUCGUCAACAUCGGGCCGAGGUUGGAUAACGCGGCCUACGAGAAAGCCAGCACUAUUGCCGCGGGGGCCGUGUCGAGUAUAAGGACCGUGGCAACGUUUGGGACCCAGGAGACCGUCGUCCGGUCCUUUGACCGGGCCCUGGGGGAGCCCAGGCGGACCUCUGUCAGGCGGUCACAGAUCAUGGGGUCCGUCCUGGGGUUCUCCCAGGGCGCGAUGUACGGUGCGUACACGUUAAUUCUGUAUUUCGGCGCGUUUCUUGUGAAGAAGGGGUACACCAACUUUGGGGUUGUGUACAAGAUUUUCUUGAUUCUCGUGCUCAGCUCGUUCUCUGUCGGGCAGCUGGCCGGGCUGGCGCCCGACACUUCUAUGGCCGUGACGGCCAUACCGGCCAUUUUUAGGAUCCUGCGCCGCAAGCCUUGCAUUAGCAGCGAGGGCAGGCGGGGCAGGAGGCUUGAGGGCGCAAAAUCAGUGGACCUCGAGCUCAAGAAGGUGACGUUCGCUUACCCGACGAGGCCGAAUGUGGCCGUGUUGAACAAUUUCAGCCUCAAGAUUAGGGCAGGGAAGAUGGUGGCGUUGGUGGGAGGGAGUGGAUCAGGGAAAUCAACAGUUGUGUGGCUAAUACAGAGAUUUUAUGAUCCUAAAAGAGGGAGAGUUUUGAUGGGAGGUUUUGAUUUGAGGGAGUUUGAUCUCAACUGGUUGAGAAGGCAGGUGGCUCUAGUCGGCCAAGAGCCGUCGCUCUUUGCCGGGAGCAUCCGCGAGAACAUCGCGUUCGGUGACCCGAACGCAUCGUGGUCGGAGAUCGAGGAGGCGGCAAAGGAGGCCUACAUUCACAAGUUCAUAUGUAGUCUGCCUCAAGGAUAUGAAACUGAGGUUGGGCAGAGUGGUGUGCAGCUAUCGGGCGGGCAGAAGCAGCGGAUCGCGAUAGCGCGAGCCGUGCUAAAGAAGGCGAGGGUGCUGCUGCUGGACGAGGCUAGCAGCGCGCUGGACUUGGAAUCGGAGAGGCACAUCCAGAACGCGCUAAAGAAGGCCUCAAGGCGAGCCACAACUGUCGUGGUGGCCCACCGCCUCUCCACGAUCAGGGAGGCGGACUUCAUAGCCGUCAUACGCGACGGCUCCGUGGCCGAAUAUGGCGACCACGAAACCCUGCUGGCUGCCAACCUGGAUGGCAUCUAUGCCAACUUGGUUAGAGCAGAGACAGAAGCCAUGGCAUUUGCUUGACAUGUCAAAAAUGUGCAUUAGAAUGUUAAGAAAAAUAGAAAAAAACAGCAUGUUUUUCAUUCCAUUUUUGGCUUAAACUAGGUUGAUUGCUCUAAUUGUUCGAAAAUUCAUUGAGCACAUUUCAAAUGCCAUUAUUUAAUUUGUAGGUGAAAAAAUAAAGUAAGAAAGAUUACCU